AAAUCUGUUAUCUUUACCUCUUCUUGAGUUUCAAUUGAUUUUGUUCCGUUUUUCAUUGGUAUUUACAAGUCAUUUCCUCGAGCAUUUUGAUUGGAUUGGCUUUUGAAUGUUGUUGGAAUCAAUGAGAGGAAGGAAAAACAAAGGUUUUGAAUGUGGAAAGUCAAGAUGUGCUUGUAUUACUUGCAGAUUUUGGACCAAGAAGGCAACACAAUGAGGAAUUUGAAUUGCAGUGUGAUUGAAAAAGCGCCUUGUUCGGUAGCCAUCUUAGUAGACAAAGGGCAUUUAGGAAGCAUUCCUUCAAUGGCAUCUUCAGGAGUGAAAUGUCAGUAUACAGUAUGUGUGAUAUACAUGGGAGGGAAUGAUGACAGAGAGGCAAUUUCAUUUGCAAAGCGUUUAACAAAGGACACAAGGAUUGAACUAACAGUGCUGAAACUUGGGAGUUGUAUGGAAGAUCAGGGGACAAGUAAGUGGGAGAAAAUGCUUGAUUCAGAGGUUAUCAAAGAUUUCAAAAUGACAUGUUUGGGAGAUGGGAGAGUGAGAUUUUUAGAGGAAAUAAGUGUAGAUGGACCUCAAACAGCAUUGAGACUUAGAGAAAUGGUGAAUGUAUUUGAUCUUAUGAUUGUAGGCAGAAGAAAAGGGUUGGAAUCAUCAUCACCUCAAACUUCUGGUCUUAGUGAAUGGAAUGAAUUUCCAGAGCUUGGAGUUCUUGGGGACUUGAUUGCAUCACUAGAUAACAACACAAGAUCUUCUGUCUUGGUAAUACAACAACAGAAAUAA
Benincasa hispida (wax gourd) is the source of this 777-nucleotide messenger RNA. The record is from RefSeq and is a predicted model, not a curated record. Lineage: Eukaryota; Viridiplantae; Streptophyta; Magnoliopsida; Cucurbitales; Cucurbitaceae.